This is a messenger RNA of Pseudozyma hubeiensis SY62, 558 nucleotides long. RefSeq lists its product as hypothetical. Lineage: Eukaryota; Fungi; Basidiomycota; Ustilaginomycetes; Ustilaginales; Ustilaginaceae. The record is from RefSeq and is a predicted model, not a curated record. The coding region runs from base 1 to 558 and encodes 185 amino acids. The transcript has a single exon.
AUGCCUGGACGCUCGCGGUUCCGCAUGACUGAAUACUGCAUUGGUACUGUGCCUGGAUCUGCUUUGUAUUUGUUUGUGCCGGAUCUUUUGACCCUGCAUAGCCUCAAUACAGAUUCGAGGCACGAUAUGUGGAUCAGCUUGCUUUGCAGAAUGCAGUUUGCCACAGUUCAGCGGAAUCACCGACGAUCGCUGGCAGCAUGUAGUGCAGGUCGGGAACUCAUCUUGGCUGCUCGAGGCUCCAAGCCGGGUGAUAGGCACAGAGCAUGCCGGGAUGUUACCACAAAACAAUUGCGUCGGACUCAAAGCGGGCCAACCACGCGACCAAGCUCGCUUCCACUGCUGGACGGGGGAUUUUGCAAUUCGACGGGUCGUGCUUGGGUGACCUGUUUCAUCUCAGACCGGUCUCCCAGUGUAGCCCGUCGGAAUCGGGCUCGUCGACCGUGCUGCGAGCGGUCUCGCCCUGCACCAACGGUCGAAAUGAGAGGAUCUUCCGUCUCCCGAACACUCGAUUUCAACGGACCCAAGCGGACACAAGCCCCACUUCGUUCCAUUUCGUAA